AUGGGUGUGUUGCUUCUACUCGUGCUCGCGGUUGUGCGUGCUGCGUACUCGGAGUCCGCGGGCGUGUCUGCAGCAUCGUCAUGGCGUGCGACGGAAGGGCCUACUCCAGUGGUCGCUACGAGCAGCGAGGGAGCCGUGAAGCACGCGCGAGGGGAGAGUGCGGCGUUCACUGUGCAGACAGCAUGGUCAUCGAAUGAUUACGUUCUCACCUCCAUGGCGCCGCUGCCAGAUGGCCGCCACGUGGCAGUCGCGGAUAAGACCAAGCACAUCAUCCUUAAAAUCGAGCUGCCUCUCAACGCGACGUCCGCGGUGACUGUGCUGGCAGGGAAGAACGGCUCUAAGGGCUGGCAGGACGGGCGGGGGAAGGGGGCGUUAUUCAACACGCCAACGCACCUGGCGGAUGAUUGCCGGGGAACCUCUUUGUGGUGGAUCAGGGCAACAGCUACCUGCGCGUCGUCUCCCCACAGGUUCCUUUUCCUUAUCCAUGCACCCCCUGCCCCUCUCCCCCCUCUUCUCUCUGCUUGCCUCCCAGGCGAUGUCACCACCAUCCGCAGUAGCAGUGCGUCUCAUGUCGCCUCUUCACAAUCGCCAUUCAUGCACAGCACCCAUGCACCCGCCACCACCAGCACCACCCUUCCACCGAAUCACCCCCUCCGUGCACUCCUGGCACGCACUCUCCACAGCGGAAACGCACCUGUUGAGCCGACUCAAAAGCCAUCUCACAUGCAGCAUAGCGGCGAUGAAUCACCAUCCGCACCUCCACACGGCAGCGUCAGCGAGGAUCAGCCGUUGCACUUCCACUCCAAACCUCACCAUCCGGAUCCAGUCAAACUGGGGAGUGGCGUGUCGGGCAUGUGGUAUAACGCCAGUAGCGGGGUGCUUUAUGUUGUGGAAACAGGCAGUCAUAGGAUCGCUGCCUUUGCACCUGCUCCUGCUGCUGUUGCUGGGAAUGCUGCUGGUUACGUAGCUGUGACAAUGGAGGCUGCUGCGGGGGCUGGUGCUACUGGCAGUGGAGUCUCGUUUGGGGAUGCUAUAGGGAUCCCUGGGUGCUUGUGCAAUGCGAAGAACAGCUCGGGAGGAGGAGGAGGGCAGGAUGCUCCGUCGUCCUCCCCAUGGCAUGCGACGUGGCGAGAUGGGGAGGUGGCAGGGGGUGCGUUUGCAGCCGGUGUGCUUUGUGCUCACGGCAAGCCGCUUCUCACAGCAGCAGCUGCUGGCACGUCCCAUCUAAACCAUCACCCAUCCCUCUUCUCAUCCCCUCUACUAUCAUCCCCCCCACCCCACUCUCCACCGCCCUCUGUGUCUGUCAUACAGCUGGGCUCUGCGCUGUCUCUUGUCAUCCAUCGCAUCGCAUCCACAGCGCUUGCAGUGCUGCUGCUGCUCUUCUCCCUCCCCACUCGCUUCAUGCAGCAACCGCUGAGUACUGAGCCUGACAACACCAGCAGCAGCAGCAGCAGCAGCAGCGGCGGCACCAGCACCGCGCAAGGGCCCCUUGUCUUGCACGCUUCCACCCAGCAGCAGGGAGGAGGAGGGGGGCAGCGGGAAGAGGAGGGGGGUAUACCCCCCAAGGCCACGCUUCUAUCGUUUGUAUGGCCCCUAAAUUCAUCUUCAGCAAGCCGUGAGGCCCCUGCUGCAGCGGAGGAGAAUGAGGAGAGUGGGCUUCUGAUCAGCUUCUCAGAUAAAGAGGAUGCUGUGGGGGGUGGCAAAGCAGAUGCUAGUCCAUCCAUUACCAGUCAACAUGCUCCUGGUGCUCCCCUUGACAUCUUGCAGUUGCAGAGCAGUGCAGAAAUGCCUGUUUCGAUUGCUGCAGCUGCUGGUGCUGUCUGUGGUGCGACUGGUAGCAGUGUUGAUUCCACAGCAAGGGUCAUGACAGGCAAGGAAUUCGAUCGUGCUGUUGCCUCAGGCGAUGCUGCUGCUGCUGCUGCCUCUGCUGCUGGAAGCACAGCUGGUGCAACGUUGGGAAGCAAGAGGGAUGGCACUGCUGCUUCAUCUUUUGCUGCUGGUCAAUCCCUCCCUACAGUGACUGGAUCUGCUCCUGCUGAUGCUUUUAGCGACCUUGUAGGUAAAUGGGCAGGCGGUGCACAUUUGGGUGAGGGAGAAAAGAGAGACACCAGGCGUGAUGUUUCAUCCUAG
Messenger RNA from Closterium sp. Naga37s-1, 2130 nucleotides. Lineage: Eukaryota; Viridiplantae; Streptophyta; Zygnematophyceae; Desmidiales; Closteriaceae. The record is from the annotation of a GenBank genome assembly.